Molecule: messenger RNA, 701 nt
Organism: Tilletiopsis washingtonensis
Lineage: Eukaryota; Fungi; Basidiomycota; Exobasidiomycetes; Entylomatales
Product: ARP23 complex 20 kDa subunit
Exons: 5
Coding region: 111-620 (169 amino acids)
Biological process (GO): actin filament polymerization; Arp2/3 complex-mediated actin nucleation
Cellular component (GO): actin cytoskeleton; Arp2/3 protein complex
Molecular function (GO): actin filament binding
Source: RefSeq, a predicted model, not a curated record
CUCCCUCUCCCAACCACGACGGCCGCUGUCCCAUCCAAGUCCCCUUCUGCUUUCUACUCAGCUCCUCUCACCGCCUGCGCACACCUCGCUCCUCGCCACGCUCGCCCGCCAUGUCGAACACGCUGCGCCCGUACCUCUCCUGCGUGCGCUCGUCUCUCACCGCCGCCCUCGUGCUCUCCAACUUCGCCUCGCAGGUCGUCGAGCGGCACAACGUGCCCGAGGUCGAGGCGGCGACGAGCCGCGAGCUGCUUCUGACGCCGCUGCGCGUGGCGCGCAACGAGUCGGAGCACGUGCUCAUCGAGCCCAGCGCCAACUCGGUGCGCUUCAGCAUCCGCAUCAAGCAGGCCGACGAGAUCGAACGCAUCGUCUGCCACAAGCUCACGCGCUUCCUCAUGCUGCGCGCCGAGGGCUUCGUCAUUCUGCGCCGCAAGCCAGUGCCGGGCUACGACAUCUCCUUCCUCAUCACAAACUUCCACACCGAGACUCUGCAGAAGCAUAGGCUCGUAGACUUCAUUUGUCAAUUUAUGGAGGACGUCGACAAGGAGAUCUCCGAGAUCAAGCUCUCCCUCAACGCACGGGCACGCAUCGUCGCAGAGAGCUAUCUGAGCGCGUUCGCAUGAGAGGACAGGGGGCUUGUGGGACAAUUGACGCGCUCGCGCGCGCGAUGCAAUGCCAAGUCAGUCAUCAGACCGGGUGUGCAG